CCAACACCCGGAGCGACUCCUCCGGCUGCAUCCCGGCCCGCGCUGCUCCUCCAUCACUACCGUCAGGAUGAGAGCAGUGGGGCUCUUCCUGCUGUGUCUGCCAGCGCUCCUGGUCCAGGGACAGUACAGCAGGUUUGAAGGCAUCACCUACCCCGAGCCGGUACAAUAUUCCCAGUACGACCAGCAAUCAGAAAUUCAGGAUUACUACGACUAUCAUGAUGUCACCCCCCGUGCCCCCGAGGAGCAGUUUCGGUACCAAUCCCAGCAGCAAUCCCAGCAAGAAAUCGUGCCGGCCCCGACCCCAGCUGCUGCCCCCGAGACCGAGCCCACGGAGCCAGGACCCCUCGACUGCCGGGAGGAGCAAUACCCCUGCACCAGGCUCUACUCCGUGCACAAGCCCUGCAAGCAGUGCCUGAACGAGAUCUGCUUUUACAGCCUCCGCCGGGUUUACGUGAUCAACAAGGAGAUCUGCGUCCGCACCGUGUGCGCCCACGAAGAGCUGCUGCGAGCCGACCUCUGCCGCGACAAGUUUUCCAAGUGCGGGGUGAUGGCCACCAGCGGGCUCUGCCAAACCGUGGUCGCAUCCUGCGCCCGCAGCUGCGGCGGGUGCUGAGCUCGAGGGGAACCCCCCCUUCGCCGGUCGCAUCCCGGGA
Gavia stellata (red-throated loon) is the source of this 653-nucleotide messenger RNA. It is a transcript of the gene MFAP2, whose product is annotated as microfibril associated protein 2. Gene Ontology annotation, cellular component: microfibril. Bases 68 to 613 code for a protein of 181 amino acids. Gene Ontology annotation, biological process: embryonic eye morphogenesis. The transcript is spliced from 9 exons. The record is from RefSeq and is a predicted model, not a curated record. NCBI's taxonomy places the organism in Eukaryota, Metazoa, Chordata, Aves, Gaviiformes, Gaviidae.